This is a messenger RNA of Ruditapes philippinarum (Manila clam), 2771 nucleotides long. Its product is annotated as peroxiredoxin-5, mitochondrial-like. NCBI's taxonomy places the organism in Eukaryota, Metazoa, Mollusca, Bivalvia, Venerida, Veneridae. The transcript has 6 exons. Bases 64 to 633 code for a protein of 189 amino acids. Gene Ontology annotation, biological process: cellular response to oxidative stress; hydrogen peroxide catabolic process; cell redox homeostasis. Gene Ontology annotation, cellular component: peroxisome; mitochondrion; cytoplasm. Gene Ontology annotation, molecular function: thioredoxin peroxidase activity. The record is from RefSeq and is a predicted model, not a curated record.
UUGAAAAUUACACUGAGCACCGUCUUAUCUCAGCCGACGGAUUUUUUUUGGUAAUUUUUACCAAUGAACACCAGGCUUGUUUCUCAGGCUAUUCGCUUUGUCAGUCAAAGGGCAUUCACACGUGGCUUCCGGACUGGUCAAGCAGCAGUUAUGGCGCCGAUCAAGGUAGGAGACCAAAUUCCAAAUGUCGAUCUUUAUUCUGGAAAUCCUGGCAAUAAAGUGAAUACAUUAGAUGCUUUUGGCAAAGGCAAACAUGUGAUAGUAGCAGUGGUUGGUGCUUUCACCCCAACCUGCCAGGUGGAUCACAUGCCAACAUUCAUAGCUGAUGCUGAUAAGAUAAAAGCUAAAGGUGUAGACUCAAUAAACUGUAUAUCUGUAAAUGAUCCUUUUGUGAUGGAGGCAUUCGGAGAGGCUCUUGGUGCUAAAGACAAGGUGAAAUUUCUGGCCGAUACAACAGCAGAAUUUACAAAGGCUGUAGAUCUUGCCUUUGAUUUGACAGGCCCACUUGGAAAUGUCAGAAGUCACAGAUAUGCAAUGGUUGUGGAAGAUGGUAAAGUGAAGGCUUUAAAUGUAGAAAGUGACAGCACGAAAGCUGCGUGCAGCAAGAGUUCUGAUGUCCUUAGUUUGUUGUAGAUCUAUCCUACCAACCUAUCUUAAUCUCUCCUAGAAAACAAUGAUAUUAUCUUUCUGUGUAUUUUAAUUCCGGUUGUUAUGUUUUCAAGUGCUAAAUAUUAUAUUCAUUCGACCAAAGUUUCAUACAUUUUUAAAGAAUAAGCACUACUGCAAUUAAUCAUCCUUUCUCAUUUAUGCUGUAAAAGAUAAAAUUUCAUGUUUGUUAAAAGUAUUCUGUUAUUAAAAACAUAUCUAACAAUAUUUAAGAAAAUUCAGUGUUUUGACAGAUAUUUAUAGAAUAAUUCUGUCAAACAAGAAGUCUAAAUGUUAUAUAGGUGAUACUUUAAGUAUGAUGUUACUGGUGAUAUUUUGUCAAAGUUUUAUCACAUGGUGAUAAACCGUUAAGACAGUGGAGAUUUUUUUUCUUAGUGAUAUAGAUUAUUUUAUAAGGCAGUAUUUAAUCGGAAUAGUGUAUAUUACAAAGUGACUAACACAUAUUUUUGCUUCAUUAUUAUUUAAUUCAUAUUAAAAUUACUUAGCUACUUUCCAGACGGCUUUAAUAACAGUUGUAAAAUUAAAGCCUUGCUUUUCAUCAAAUUUCAUUUUGAGAGUCCAGUUUUUGUACGAGUCAAAGAGUGUCAGUGUUAAAACUGUUGUCAUACUAAAUAAAGAUUUGUUGUGAAAAAUGACAUGCAUUUAAGUGAAGAUCUAGUCAGAAGUAAAAAUAAACUUUAUGAAUUAUAAAAAUGAACAUUACUAUUUUAAAGUGUGAUAAUAUUGGAAUACCCUCAACUAGAUGGUCAUUUAUGUAACCGUGUACUGAUUGUGUACGUAAAAUCAGUCAUUUAAGAAUAGAAUCUCUCUGUAAACCUGAAGCAUUAAAGAAUAUUGGAGUAAUCUUAUUUAAUCAUGUUAUUUGCUUAGGAGUUAUCUUUGAUUCAUGUUUUGCAUGCAAUUUUACAUCUCGUUUAUUGUUUAAGGUAUUAACUUAACUUUUCAUUUUCUGGUGAGUCUAAGCCAUGAUUGUGUGGUGAUUGAUUUUUGAUUGUUAUAUUUUAAAGUUAAUGGUGAUUUAUUUGUUAGUGUGUUUCUUUGACGUGUAUUUUUUAUGAAUUUAUAGAUUAUUAUUGCUAGUUUUGUUUUAUAUUUUAGAUAUUGGGCAUUUUGUGUCAUUUGAUAAUGUGAUCAACUAAAAUUAAUUUGAGCUACCUGUAAAAUGGUAAAGAUAAUAAAUCUAAAGAAGAACAGGGUUAUUAUUUAUAAUUUUUUAUUUCUUUAUUUUAAUAUUUUUGUCAAAAAUUUCUUCUUUUCUGUAUAAGACAUGAAAUUUGUUUCUUGUUUCUGUAUAGAGUUUGGUAAGUUUUUAUAGUGGUAUAGUAUAUAAUGGGAUAAUUUAUUGGUUUUUUUUUUCAAACGAAUUGAGUGAAAUUUUGUUGAGAAAUAUGGUGUGAUAAUUGGUUGUUGUUUUAAUAUUUUGAUAAUAAUCAUCAAGUCUUUGUGUAAUAUGUUGUAUACGGCUUCUAGAACUAUGCAAGUUUAUUAUAUUUCAGCUGCAUCAAAAUUACCAUUUAUUUGCUUUUUCUAUCGCUUCAAUCAUCAUAUAAAUGUACAUUUUAUACCCUAGCACUUUUUAGUUGUAUUAGAUACUCGAAGCCCUACCUUGCUACUAGCAAAUAGUUUACCCGUCAGACCAAUUAAUCUAUACAUGUCGUAUAUUUAACUUGGACCAACAAACAUAUAUUUUUGUAGGACUUUAGAAUACUAGAUAAAAUAUUAAUGCAUAUACACCAUCUGUUUUUCUGGGUGUUUUAGUUAUGUGAAUGUUUUAGCUAUCUGGAUCCUGUUACAAUAAUUGGAACAAAAUCAUAAUUGGAACAGAUUAAGACAUUAAAGAUAAAAAUUCCUAUAACAUGUCAAUAUUUUUUUGGCUAUGUAUUUACAUUAUCUUAUAUUAAUAUGCUGCUUUUUAUUAUUUUACCUGCCAAUCUUAUGUUGAACUAUUUAAUUAUCCAACUUUUUCAUAGUAUAUAACAGGAGUAUUUAUCACAUUUACCAGCUAGUCAUUAAAAAAAGCUUUAAAAGAAGAAGUACUAACAAGUUUUAAAAUCAUGUAUCAGUAUUAUAUGCAUUGCUGUGUCAAAAUAAACGAGAAACAAAGA